Anopheles marshallii is the source of this 2043-nucleotide messenger RNA. Its product is annotated as eEF1A lysine and N-terminal methyltransferase homolog. The transcript is spliced from 2 exons. The coding region runs from base 1 to 2043 and encodes 680 amino acids. NCBI's taxonomy places the organism in Eukaryota, Metazoa, Arthropoda, Insecta, Diptera, Culicidae. The record is from RefSeq and is a predicted model, not a curated record.
AUGAAUUUGCUACCAAAAUCGACGGCCGACUUUGGGUCGACCGAGUAUUGGAACAACUUUUUCCGCAAACGUGGAAAACAGGCAUUCGAGUGGUAUGGUGAAUAUCCGGAGCUAUGCGACCAGCUGCAUCAGUACAUCAAACCCAAGGAUGAAGUACUCGUGGUCGGUUGCGGCAACUCGAAGCUAAGCAUGGACCUGUACGAUGUGGGGUUCAAAAAAAUCACCAACAUCGACAUUUCGCCUGUGGUCAUAAAACAGAUGCAGGAAGCAAACCGUUCUACACGUCCCGAAAUGACGUGGAACCAGAUGGACGCUACAGCCAUGUCCUUUCCCGACGAGUCGUUCUCCGUCGUGCUGGAUAAGGGUACGCUCGAUGCACUAUUUACCGAUGAGUCAACCGCCGUGGUAACCCUGGUGCAGAAAUACUUUAACGAAAUUGGCCGUGUACUGCGUGCGGCUGGUCGGUACAUUUGCAUAUCGCUGCUCCAGGAACACAUCCUUCGAAAGGUGGUAGAUCACUUUCCGGCCUCGCACUUUAUGUUACGAAUUGUACGGUGUCCGGAAGCCGGCAAAGGGCAAGGAAAAGAUGAAUCCCCCAAUGGGGACGGUUCAUCGCUGGUUGUGUUUGCCAUUGUGGCAACAAAGUUGAAAAAUAUCCCAAUGCGUAUUCUCGAGCUCGGCCUGGCCGGUACGCACAUCGAACGGGUGCAGCGUCCCGAAGAGCUGUUGGCGGCCGUAGCUGCCGCCCAAAAGGCGGCCAUGGUCUGUAAUGGGCUGGCGCGUGGUAGCAUAGCCGGUAUGGCGGAGGUUUCACUGGAUCUGUUUGCACCAUCCGAGAAGCAGACGCCUCGCUACACAAUCCACGUACUGGAUCAGCCACCGAAACGGGGCAACGGAAAGUAUGCUGCAUUCAUAGUUCCCCAGGGCCGGGAAACGGAAUGGCUCUUUGCAACACCGGCUGGUCGUAGGAAAUUACAAGAAUCGGCAAAGUUUGAUCGUUUAGCGAUCGUAACACUGCACCGAGGACACGUGUACAACGAUCUGGAUGCGGUUAAGACGGAAUUGGCGGAAAGCGUAAAAUCACUCGCACCGAAUGGCCUCCAGGGUGCUUCGAUACCCUAUCUGUCCAUCGGUGCCGAGGUGGGCCGCCGUGAAACGAUCCACUCCGGCCGUAGUGAACUGUCCGGCGAAUAUGUCGUGGAGGAAAUUGCCGGUGAAAAUGGACGUCUGUUCAGGCGGCUAGUUUUCCUUGCCAACCAGUCUGUCGUACAGUCGGAAGCGGCCCUGAAAAUGGCCCGUGUACGUGGCAACCGAGCGGCACAGAAGGUGAUUGAUCCGGGGUACCUUGCCUGUCAACAUCACCUAUUCAUGACAGUGGGCGUACAGCUAGCGUCAAACAUGACCACCGCUAGCUCAAGCAACAACUGUCCGGUGGCAGUGGUUGGACUAGGUGGCGGAGGGCUCUGUACGUUCAUCCGCGAGUGUUUAAAAAAGACCACAAUUACGGCAAUUGAAAUCGAUCCUGAAAUAGAACAGAUUGCGGUGAAAUAUUUCGGCCUAACACUCGACCAACGUCUACGCGUCGUUAUUGCCGAUGGUAUCCAAUUUCUGGCGGAUGAAGCAGCCCGCGAUGCGCACUAUUCCGCCCUGCUGUUUGAUGUCGACAGCAAAGAUCCGACCGUGGGUAUGAGCUGUCCACCGGCUGCCUUUCUCGAGCGCGCUGUGCUGUGCAACGUACGCAAGCUAAUCGGCGAAACGGGACUAUUCGUGCUGAAUCUUGUGUGUCGCAACGAGAGUCUGCGGGAAACGACGGUUGAAUCGCUGAAGCAAACGUUCCGUUACGUUCUUUCGUACCAGCUCGAGGAGGAUGUAAAUGAAAUUUUCUACUGUACCGACAAUGAACGGCUAAAGGAGGUGUCCAACUGGCAGGAGCUACUGCGCAUAGCGGCUGACAAUGUGAACAAACUGGCCCGGAAGGAAAAGUUAACGCUCGAGCAGGAACUGGUCGAUUUAAGUGACUUUAUCACUGCCCUUAAAAUAUAG